This is a messenger RNA of Papaver somniferum (opium poppy), 3115 nucleotides long. RefSeq lists its product as uncharacterized. Bases 1814 to 3013 code for a protein of 399 amino acids. Lineage: Eukaryota; Viridiplantae; Streptophyta; Magnoliopsida; Ranunculales; Papaveraceae. The record is from RefSeq and is a predicted model, not a curated record. The transcript is spliced from 17 exons.
CUUUUCCCUCUCUUCUCCACACCCGUUAAUCAUCUGACCUUUGAAGAACAGUAUAAGGUUAACGAGUUUAGGGUUUCGAUCUGUGGUCCGUCGGAGUUGGAGCUUUGAAGAACUGAUCUUGAUUCUCCACUUUGAAGGGGAUAUCGGAAUCGAGAUCAAUCGUCCGAUAUUAGAGGUGCAGAUUGGAAACCUUGGAAACCACAAAUCAAUCGUCCUGUCACUGGAUGAUUCUGUAAACAUCUACUUACUAAUGCACUAGCUAAUUUGGAGAAUCACGUUAAGUUACAACUUGUUGUAAUUGAUUAUGGAGUUGUUAUACCUAAAAAAAGAUAUCAAAGCCAGUUCAAAAGAAGGAAGAAAGCUCCAACCUUAUCUGCAGUUUUAUCUGCUCGUAGCAAGGAACCCAUUGUGGACAUUGAUGGAGGAGAUGAUGAUAAUCAUUUAGCAGCUGUGGAGUACGUCGAGGAUUUUUACAAAUAUUACAAGCUUGCAGAGAAGUCAAGCCUAAUUCAUGACUAUAUGGGGGCUUCACAACAACAAAUUAACGAGAGCCAUAUGAUGAUUCUUGUAGCCUAGUUGAGAUAAUGUGAAAAAAGUCAUGAUCCCAUUGCUGCUCUGAAUUACGUCAUUACCAUUAUGAUUUUAAUGUGAUGAUCCUAUUUGCUUAAAGGAUUGGAAAGAACACACGGAAGAGCUACAGUUUGAGGAAUAGAUUUCCUGGUUCUGGAAGGUACAUAUGAUUAUAGUAUAUGAGUUCUUUUUAUGUUACGUCAUGUGUUUUUCAGUGUCACUUUGAUGUUGGUUUUCUAUGUGAGUUUCGAUGGUCUUGAAGUUACCCAGUUACUCAAGAUCAUAAAGCUUUUACGCGGACACAUGUAAUCAUGUGUUGUGAUCUUAAAAUAUUUGCGUGAAGCCUAACUCUUUGAGUCGACCUCAAAGGUUUGAGAAUUUGAGUGUUUUGCAUCAGCUAAGAUGUGGGGAAAGUGGAUGAAUUGGAUAAAGCAAUUGUUGUGGCAUCUAGAUACCCGUACUGAUAUGGCAUUGAUAAAGUGGAGAUUGAGAAACGUAGAAGAUGGACUAAGAUUGCUUGCACUCAGGUGGGUUUUAUGAAGAAAGUUGUCGAAGCUGGAAAAUCUAAAAGUGCAAACGGUACCCGCCAGCUAGUCUAACUUACAUGAAUCUCUCGACAAAUCAUUUCAGAGGACGGAUUGCUUUUGAACUUCGGAGAAUUGACAAGUGCCAUCUUCUGUUAGAGCAUCAUCUUACCUUGAUUCUAACUAAUAACAAUUUUUAAGGGGAACUUCCGUUUCAAUUGACUUUGCCAUUAUGAACUUAAAUUCAGGGCUGAUAAGAGGAUCUUCAAAGACUUGUCUGAUGAUGAGUUCAUUGAACAGUUGAAGGAAGAAUUUGGUCUUCAAAACUAUGAAGUGACCCUAGUCUCGGGCCAAAUGGGUGUGUUGAAGAAGUCUGAUGUCGAUAGGUAUGAGUAGUCAUCUGAGGAAGUCAUCGUUACUCGUGGGCAAUUAGAACUUGGUCUUCGCUUUCCUUUAUACAACCCUGCUAGCCCUUUCUACUACGAGGUGUUGUCAUAGCUUUGUCCGCUUCGGGCCUUGACCCAGUGGAAUGGCAACACUUUCCGCCUGAUGAAUGAGUGUAGGGAGGCGAGGGUCAUGGAUCUAAGGCCGAUUGGUCGACAUAUAAGCCUGAAACUCCAAAUUAUACUUCUGCCAAUUUCUUCGUGAACUAUCGGAGCAGGACAACUACCAACGGCGACCUUGCUGGUUUUGCUGCUAGCCCUCAUCGUCUGAAGUCUAUGCCUGAGGGUGUUGAACGAUUGAUGUUAGAUGCUGAUCCCCUUGGUAAAGGCUCCAACAAGCGUGCUCGCCACACCAAUGACCCAUACUGGGACCGGGUUCCACUACUUGUUCGCGGCCAAAUUUUGCAUGGUAGCUUUCCUCCUCCUCAAUUUCCUACGGAGCCUUAUCCAUUCUGGGUGAUUAACGAUGAUAGGGUUAAUCCUCAGGGAGAGUCUACCAAAUCGGCUUCUAUUUCCAAGAAGAGAAGUGUUGGCACAAGGGUCGAGGAGGAUCAGGGGAAGAAAUUCCCUAGGCGCGAGGAUGAAGAUGUUGGAGGGUCCGAUACUCGUGGUAGUGAAAGUUUGGUUCCAAGGCGUAAUCCUCCUCGGAGGAAGGUGGCGGCAAAGGGCGUGGUGUUGAAAAGAUCGGACGUUGUAAUUGAUAUCCCCGAUCAAGAUGAUGAGGACGAUAUAUUCGGGGACGAUCAGCUGUUUGAUAAGGAUGUUGGUGGCCAGAAGGAACCGGAGGUUUAUGUGGAGAUUGCUGUUGUGACUCCUGUCGUGCAGUGUGGUGAUCAGGGGCCGACACAAACAUCACUCCAAAAGUUGCCCCAGAAGGAUGUUGGGUCUCCCUCGGGUGUUCAGACGUCAUUUACCAUAUCGGGCCCUAUUUGUGAUUCACUUGGCGCAUUGCACUCUAAGGAGUUCGGCUCCUAUACUGAUGAGAAGAUGAUUGUUGUUGUGCCCCUGUAUCGUGAUAUCGCGCCGGUCUUUGAUAAUUUGGCUUUGAAUCGAUCGAGGUUGGAGGCUUCGCUCCGUCGACAGGAGAUUAAGAAGUUGGAGGCUGCUCUUCAGCAGGAGAAGGAAAGAUCUCGUGAUCUGGAGAUCAAACUCGCCGAUGCGCAAGCCGAGCAGGGUCGUGUCAAGGAUCUGGAGCGAGAUGUGCAAAAUCUCAGGCAGGAGGUGGAGCAGUGGAAGAAGGCCGAAGGUGAGGUGAAGGUUAAGCUUCAUGCCACCGAGGCGAGGUCCGAGCAGCUUUCUCAGCAGAUUGUGGACGAGAGAAAUGCUCAUCAGAACGAGCUUGCAGAGGCGAUCAAUGCCGGUGUGAACGAGUACAUCGCGCAAAAGCGCCGCGAGGUUGCUCAGAGAAAGGGGGAGCCGGUGAUGUUCCACCCAGGGGUUGAUCAUGUCUUUUGUAGUGUUGCGCCACUAAUUUGACCUUUGUCGCGGGUUGUAAUUCGUUUGAACACUUGACCCAUGCUUCUUUGAAUGAGGUGCUGCGUCGCCAAGCUUGUUUUUCUUUUUUCUUUUCCUUGACAA